Molecule: messenger RNA, 2155 nt
Organism: Anoplophora glabripennis (Asian longhorned beetle)
Lineage: Eukaryota; Metazoa; Arthropoda; Insecta; Coleoptera; Cerambycidae
Gene: Pc
Product: polycomb group protein Pc
Exons: 4
Coding region: 395-1492 (365 amino acids)
Source: RefSeq, a predicted model, not a curated record
UCUUCUAAACCAGUUUUAUAAAUAAUUUAUUAUUAAAUCUCAGGUCUAAAAACAACAAUAACUUAUUUUAAAACUGCUACUGGUUUCCAAAUCUAUUUAACUACAUUGGGAAAAUAAAUAAGAAGUUACUAAUAUUACUUUUAUUAAGUCUUCAGUGCAUCCAACACUAGUACCAAAAACAUCCCUGUACCAGUAAUAAAUAAGUACAUUUCCGUGAAGAAAACAGACAACAGACGACAGGUCGGUGUGUGUUGUGUAUUUUGAUAAAUUUUAAUUCUUGUCAAAAAUGCAAAUAAGACAAGAAGAUACAGUUCUCAGUGUUAUAAAUAAUCCAGUGACGUAACUCAGUGUAGGUAUUUCUUUUUAUCAAGGGUGCCAGGGAAACACAAUAACAAUGGAGCAACUAGGAGAUCGUGUUUAUGCCGCCGAAAAGAUUAUGAAAAAACGAGUUCGAAAGGGCGUUGUAGAGUAUUACGUUAAAUGGAAAGGCUGGAGUCCCCGAUAUAACACUUGGGAACCCGAAGAAAAUAUCCUAGAUGUUCGUUUGAUUGACCUCUAUGAACAAUCUCAGAAGUCUGAUGGCACUUCAAAAAGAGGUCCGAAGAAAAAAGAGAGACAUGCUGCACCGGUGACUGUAGACACUGAAGAUGAAGGCGUCAGAAGUGGGGAAGAGAGUCAGGACGAAACACCGGAGACUAGCACUAAGUCUAAACUGAAGCACGAAAAUACAGCCAAUGUAGACGAUGAAGAAACCCGAGCAGGCUCGGAGGAAACUUCAAGUGCUUCUGUGCCGACAGUGUCGACGGCAGAUAAUGAAAACUCAAAUAGCUCCAGUAGUGAGGAUAAGAUACCUUUAAUAUCUCGGAUCGACAUAGGAACUAAGAGGAAAGCAGCUGUAUUGUCCAAGGAGAGUGGCAAAAUCGGAGUUACCAUUACGACUAGUCCAACUAGUUCCAGUCCACCACCAGCUAAGGCUCCGAAACUAUCAUCAAAGCAACAAUCCUCCUCGGUCAGAUCCAAUGGCCACCAGUCCACCAAAUCGGAAGAGGAAACAUCUGCGAUUCCUUCAGCUUCGAGCCCUGCUGCAUUGACAGCAACCGCCCCAAGGACGAGUACCGACAAGAGGCUGAUUCCCACAGACGCAACUCUCCCACAUUCGUCCACAAAAGAACCUGCUUCUCCUAAACCAGUGGCAUCGCGCACAGACGAUAAGAGGUUAGACAAGAAAGCGGACGUUAAACCGGAGAACGGUUGCUCUGACGAGAAACCCGUAUCGGUAAAUGGACAUAAUAAUAAUAACGUUGCGAGUGAAGUGCCAGUUCUUACAAGUCCCGGGUCUGAAUAUUGGUUAGCGAGAAAUCCCGUGGCAGAUCAGGUUUUCAUUACUGACGUCACAGUCAAUCUGAAAACGGUGACCAUUCGGGAAUGCAAGACUGAAAAGGGUUUCUUUAAGGACCGUGAUGAUAAGAGCCAUUCUAGUGAUAUAAUCUGACUUGGUUUUCUGAAGAGUGGGCUUUCUUUUUCGAGGAUGUUGACGGAAAAGUGGACUUUGUACAGGGUAGCUCGUUUUUUUAGAGCGUUUUUUAUUACGUACGAUUUUAUCGUUUAAGAUCUGAGUAUUUUUAUAUUUCGUGUGGUAGAGUUGUUUUUAGACUGCUGGUGCUAAAUUUCUUAUUGAAAUUGGGAAUUGAUACUUAACUACCCUGUUUGACUUUUUUAUCUACACUUCUCGGUAUAAUUUUUUAUACAAAUGCAAGACAAGGUGUUCCAGUCUGAGAAGUCAAACUUUAACCAUAGAUAGUGCUGGAAAAAAGUUGAGAUUUUCUUAAUAUACCAAGGCGCUAUUUUGUACUGUUUUUCACAUGAAUGUUUGGGAAUAAAAUUUUUGUCAUUUUAAGAAAUAAAAUAUUUUGCAGUUUUUAAUUUUAUAACAAUUACAUAACGCAUAACACAAAUUCUUAGGUUUUAAUUGUUUAUGCUUAUUUGUUCUCUUUUAUUCUGUUUUGUACACAAUGAAAAUUUUCCAAAUGCAAAUUUGAGAAUUUCACAACCUUCCAGUUGAAAAGAAAUUAAGAAAUAUUUUCUUAUGUUUUUUUUUGCCUGUGGUUAAUCUUUAAUUUAUCCAUACUGGAACACCCUAUAUAUAAUUUUUAUG